This is a messenger RNA of Gigantopelta aegis, 3542 nucleotides long. RefSeq lists its product as uncharacterized. NCBI's taxonomy places the organism in Eukaryota, Metazoa, Mollusca, Gastropoda, Neomphalida, Peltospiridae. Gene Ontology annotation, molecular function: RNA binding. The record is from RefSeq and is a predicted model, not a curated record. The coding region runs from base 131 to 3541 and encodes 1136 amino acids. The transcript is spliced from 10 exons.
UAGAUUUCGGGACACCUCGACAAGUUUCGCCCUACUGCCGAUUCUAUAAUCGUAAUCAACCGAGGUGUUCCGAAUAAUAUCAGCCGAUCCAUAAUGAUCAAGAGUCAAAGACCAGGGGUAAGAUUCAGGAAUGGAUCAGCCUGAAAAUAGUAACAGUGAUGUUGACCCAGAUGCACAUGACAAGGAUAAUAACAGAGAAAGCCAAAACUUGAGUAUUGAUAGUGAUAAAAUAAGUGCAGACUCUAGCGUUUUAUCAAGGGAGAUAACUCAGCAAGGUGUUAAUGACAGUGCAUCAUCUGUGGAGACAAGUCAGGACCAAGCCAGUGGACAUUUCAGUGUUCAAGUUGAUAAAAACAGUGGAGACAACAAUAUAUUAUCAAUGGAGAUAACUCAGCAAGGCGAUACAGGACAAAGUCACGAUGAUAACGAAUGCAGUGGUACAACUGUUAACGAUGGUUCAUCAUCAGUGGAGACAAGUCAGGACCCAGCCAGUGGACAUUUCAGUGUUCAAGAUGAUAAAAACAGUGGAGACAACAAUAUAUUAUCAAUGGAGAUAACUCAGCAAGGCGAUACAGGACAAAGUCACGAUGAUAACGAAUGCAGUGGUACAACUGUUAACGACGGUUCAUCAUCAGUGGAGACAAGUCAGGACCCAGCCAGUGGACAUUUCAGUGUUCAAGAUGAUAAAAACAAUGGAGACAACAAUAUAUUAUCAAUAGAGAAAACACCGCAAGGCAAUACAGGACAAAGCCAUAAAAAUAAUGAGUGUAUGGAUGAUGACUGUGUAUCAUCAAUGGAGAUAAGUCAGAAACAAGCCACAGGAGUUCAAAGUGAUAAAAUUAGUGGAGACACCAAUGAAUUGUCAAGGAAAAUAAAUUGGCAAGUAGAUGUUGGAUGUCACAGUGAGGGAGACCAAAGCAGUGAUAAUAAUGAAUUUAGUGAUGCAGCUCCCCCUGAAAAUGUCGGAGAUAAUGAUGACACUGGAGAAAGCUCUGAUGAAUUCCUUGAUGCACGUAAUGAUCAUGAAUUAUCUGUAGAAGAGAAGACUAAGGAACAUGCUGUUGGAAAUUUUGAUUUUCAAGGUGGAGAAGAAGAAAACAAAAAGAUGAUUAAUCUUUUGCCAGAACAAGAAAGUCAGAUUAAUAAUCAGUUCAAUGUACAACAGAAUCAAGGUCCUCAACAGGGAAAUAUGUCAGGCAAUCAAUAUGGAGUACAACAUGGUCAAGGCUAUCAAACAGGUCCUUAUUCUCAAGAGGUAUUUAUGCCAGCUCAAAAGCAACAAGGUUACCCAAAUCCUAUGCCAAAUCAACAACAGAAUCCAGGUCUUGCCUUGUAUCCUCGACAGCAAGGCUAUGCACCGUUGAUGCCACAGCAGCAACAGAAUCAAGCCUGGCCUCCACCAAGAGGUGCACCACCACCUGGACAUGGUUACAUGAAUCCCAUGUCGCGUCCAGAGGGAUUUUCACCAGCCCAAGGACCACCAGGCUAUAUGGGUCCCAUGCCGCGUCCACAGGGAGGACCACCAGGCUAUAUGAGUCCCAUGCCGCGUCCACAGGGAGGACCACCAGGCUAUAUGAGUCCCGUACCACGUCCACAGUACCAGACUCCACCAUCUGCACCAGGUCCUGCUUGGUCUCCACCAAGACAUGGACCAGCUCCUAGACACAUGACAAAUCCUUACCCAUAUGAGCAAGAUGACCACUCUGAGCAUACAGCAUUUCCUCAGAAUCCACCGGCACAAGUUGCUCCAGAUUCACAAUCAUCGCAUCAGCCAUCAAAUGAUCCGCCUGCUUCUCAACAUGAGCAAGGUUCCACAACUAUCCGAGUUUUUGGCUUUGGGAAAGCCAUUUCACCUGAUUUUAUCAAGUCUCACUUUUCCAGUGAAAAUAAUUCUGGUGGAGGUGAUAUUAAGGAGUUCAAACAUGAUUCUAAGAAAAAUGCUGUUUACAUUACUUUUUAUGAUGAGAAAGUAGCGAAAAGAGUAUUGUCGAAAAAGUCGCACAAAAUUCACAAACAAAAAUUGAAAGUGGAACUUUAUGACGAGUCAACAGUUGAAGAAAAGAAGACCGAACCGAUCAACUCCAUUAUCGUUAGAGGGAAGGAGAGAGCUCUUAAAGAUGAAGAUGUAGAAACUGUUGAAAUGUACUUUGAGAAUAAGAGGAAGUCAGGUGGAGGAAGCAUUGAAAAACUUCAACAUGACAAGAACAAAAAAGCUAUUUACAUAACCUUUGAAGAAGAAGGAGUUGCUCAAAGUGUAUUGAGAAAAGUUCACAAAAUUGGCAAGACAACUCUAAAAGUGGAACUUUAUAACCAGUCAACAGUUGACGAAAAGAAGACAGAACCGAUCAACUCCAUUGUUGUUAGAGGGAAGGAGAGAGCUCUUAAAGAUGAAGACGUAGAAACUGUUGAAUUGUACUUUGAGAAUAAGAGGAAGUCAGGUGGAGGAAGCAUUGAAAAACUUCAACAUGACAGGAAAAAAAAAGCUAUUUACAUAAUCUUUGAAGAAGAAGGAGUUGCUCAGAGAGUGAUGUCAAAAGCACCUCACAAAAUAGGAGAAAGAACAUUACAAGUGGAGCUCUUUGAUGCAUCAUCAGCAGUUGAAGAAACUGAGACGAAAGCAAUCAACUCCAUUGUGGUGAAAGGCUUUAAAGAAACAGAAGACACUGAAACUGUGGAAAUGUACUUUGAGAGUACGAAGAAAUCAGGUGGAGGAAGUGUUGAAAGAAUCCAGUAUGACAAGAACAAAGGAGUUAUUCACAUAACGUUUGAAGAAGAAGGAGUGGCUGAAAGAGUUGUUGGAAGACAGCACAAGUUACAGGGCAGAGUUCUCACAGUGAUGCUGGAUACUGCUGAGGAGGAGGAAGAUACAUCAGAAGAGCCGGAUGAUCCACUGACUACAGUUGUUGUUAAAGGAUGUGACUCUAAUAUUUCAAAUGAUUCGAUAACCCUGUACUUUGAGAAUAAGAGGAGAGGUGGUGGGGUGAACAUUGAAAAGAUACAACGUGAGGAAAAUGGACUAAUCUACAUCACAUUUGAAACAGAAGACGAUGUAAAAAAGGUUAUGGAAAAAAGUCACAGGAUUGAAGGAAAUCGCCUGACUAUGCAAGUUUAUCAUCCACCCAAGAUGUACCAGGACAAGUUUCUUUUGACAAAUAUUCCUGAUUCCACCUCUCCAGAGAUGAUCUGCAACUUCAUAGAGGCUAAAGUGCACUGUCAGGUAGCUGAAGAUGAUAGCAUUCUAUAUGGUGAAGAUCCUGGUGUGGUUCUAGUGUCAGUGGAAGACAAAAUAGAUUUUAAAGAAGUAUCAACGAAUUUGACAAAAAAGAAAUUAGCGGGACAUACACUUGAGGUCAGAAGAGUGCCAGUUUCAAAAAGCAUAAUUGUAAAAAAUGUGCCAGCAGAAAUAUCAGCUGAUGCAUUAAGGAUGUAUUUUGAAAAUAAACGUCGAAGUGGAGGAGGAGACAUUUUAAACUUUGACCUACACACUAAACAAGGAUGUGCCACCAUCACUUUUGAAGAGGAACAAGGUAAAAAUAGUUGAU